AUGCUGGGUGACUUCGAAGUCUAUAUCAGUCAUCCUCCUUCCAAGUCGGAAAAUGGGAUUUUGAUACUCACGGAUAUUAUCGGCCAUCAUUUGACAAACGCUCAACUCAUCGCGGAUCAGUUUGCCACAAAUGGCUACUUUGUUCUUAUGCCUGAUCUUUUUUACGGUGAUGCUGUGCCUUUGAACAAGCCGGGGGAAUUCGAUAUGGAGAAGUGGAGAACCGGGGGGUAUCACCCGGAAGGAAAGAAUCAUCUCCCCUCAACCGUUGAUCCAAUUGUGGAGUCCUGCCUAAGGGAAAUGAGGACCCAAUUUGACUGCAAAAGAAUUGGUGCUGUGGGAUAUUGCUUCGGUGGCAAGUAUGUUGUGCGGCACCUGCACCCGGGAAAAAUAGACGUGGGCUAUACAGCACAUCCAUCCCACAUUGAAGAAGCCGAGCUCAAGGCCAUCCAAGGCCCACUGGCUAUUGCUGCAGCAGAAACUGACGGAAUUUUCUCUGUUGAAAAACGCCAUGUAUCAGAAGGUAUCUUGAGGGAGUUGAGUCUUCCUUAUCAGAUCAACCUCUAUAGCGGUGUGGAGCAUGGCUUUGCGGUGCGUGGCGAUCCAGCAAUCCAAGCUGUAAGAUAUGCGAAGCGAAGUGCUUUUGUGCAAGGAGUUGAGUGGUUCAAUGAGCAUUUGAAUCAGGAGGACAUAGUCUAG
Penicillium digitatum Pd1 is the source of this 696-nucleotide messenger RNA. Its product is annotated as putative Dienelactone hydrolase. The record is from RefSeq and is a predicted model, not a curated record. NCBI's taxonomy places the organism in Eukaryota, Fungi, Ascomycota, Eurotiomycetes, Eurotiales, Aspergillaceae. Gene Ontology annotation, molecular function: hydrolase activity.